Saprolegnia diclina VS20 is the source of this 1143-nucleotide messenger RNA. RefSeq lists its product as hypothetical. The coding region runs from base 32 to 1108 and encodes 358 amino acids. The record is from RefSeq and is a predicted model, not a curated record. Gene Ontology annotation, molecular function: protein binding. The transcript is spliced from 6 exons. NCBI's taxonomy places the organism in Eukaryota, Oomycota, Saprolegniomycetes, Saprolegniales, Saprolegniaceae. Gene Ontology annotation, biological process: regulation of flower development.
UGCAGCUCCAGGAGAACGAAGGGGAGGCCUCAUGAACUCGAGCCCGCCCGCGAAACUCAGCAUCGGCGUCCCGCCCGCGCGGUCCCUCUCCGAGAGCAUCGCCAUCAAGAAGGAGCCGGAAGACGUCUCCAUGCGCAAGGACAGCAUGGGCUGGAUCUCGGACGACUUUAUGGGCAUGAUCAAUCACACACCGCCGGCCUUCUCGCCCGGCAGCUUGACGCUGCCAUCGACCAAGCGGAAUCGCAGCGGUAGCAUCUCUGGGCGUCUGCUCAGUGCCUCGGACCUUGAAGAGAAGGGCUUCAUUGACAGAUACCAAAAGGGCGUCUUGAAGGACCUCAUCAUCAGCGGCGACGAGAAGCUGCAAAAGGCCCUCGAAACGUUCGAGCAAGGUGACCCGACGGCGCUUGAAGCACUUCUCGACAGCGGCGCCUUGAACCGCAAGACGUCGGUCGACUUGCUCGACGACCUCGACCUUGGCUUCCUCAACGUUGGCUCGCUCGGCGACACGCCCAAGGAAGAGUACACGGCCCGGCAAACGCUCGACGAGUGGGAUGAGAUUGGCUUUGAGCCCUUCUCGGAGAUUACAAGCCGUGAUUUAUUGGAAGCGGGCGACUUUUACUCGUCGUCGCUCGGCAACUCGCUGCCAAACUCGUUGCCCUCGAUGGGCAUGGGCAUCACGCCGCCCAACGCCUUUAGUUUUGCAGAUGACUUUCUGGAUCAGUCCUCCAAGCUGUCGAGCCCGACGUCGAGCGAGAACGUCAAGGCCGAAGACGGCAACGCCAGCAUGUCGACGUCGCGGCCGAUCGGCAUUCCUGGCUCGGCCGCGACACAGCCGCGGCUCGGCGCGUCGGGGUUCAUUGGCGGCAUGGUCGGUCUCGGCGGCGGCCUCAACGACUCGGAGAAGAAGGCAUUUGUGGGCGCGUACUCGCCCGAGUCGCGGCGCAAGCGCGUCGAGAAGUUUCUCGACAAGCGGCAGAAGCGUGUGUGGCGAAAGGAAGUCAAGUACGACGUGCGCAAGAACUUUGCCGACUCGCGCCUCCGAGUCAAGGGCCGGUUCGUCAAGAAGGAGGACGAGCAGUUGCUGCGCGAGUUGCUUAGUUUUACCUAGUCGUGCUUUGAACCUCAUGUUGUUGUCGUUGCGGG